This is a messenger RNA of Magnolia sinica, 2050 nucleotides long. RefSeq lists its product as uncharacterized. The transcript is spliced from 2 exons. The coding region runs from base 504 to 1799 and encodes 431 amino acids. The record is from RefSeq and is a predicted model, not a curated record. Lineage: Eukaryota; Viridiplantae; Streptophyta; Magnoliopsida; Magnoliales; Magnoliaceae.
CCUUCUCUCUGAGAAAGAGGGAGAGAGGAUUUCGUAUUUCCAGCGACAUUUGUGCCGUGAUUUCUCAUCUCUAGAAACGGUUUCAAACCUGAUUUCGAUCGGCAAAGGGUCUAGCUUUGACUGGAAUUCCAUCUGUCGGCUUCGGAUUCUCGAAGAUUCAUCUCUUUUCCUGGUAAUUCAACGAAGGAGAUGAUCUGGACUACGAUUCUUCUCGAGCCCUUUGGAUCUCUGUCUCUCGCCAGGAUUAUCAAAGGAAAUCCACAUCCAAUAGAUCGUUGAGAUUUCCCGGUUUCUGAUGAUUUUUUUGACUCCCCAGAUCAGUUAUUUGGUCGGAUUCUCAUACGAUCUGGGAAGAUUUUUGGCCAGCAUCAAGGUCGGUUGAUCUGAUCGGGUGAAUUUCGAGCAGGCGCGACUGGAUUUGAGGAUUUCGCGAGUUCUUUUGGUGUAUUCGUUGGAAUCUGAGAAAACAAGAAGUCCCUGUUAUUCAUCUUCCCUUCUCUGCAAUGGGUUGCGCGAGCUCCAAGCAAGCGCGCCGCGAUCGGUCGCCAAUCGUGCCUCUGCCACGCAGCUACUCUCUGCCCAUACACCACCACCCCCAGCGAAAAGGUGAAAGCUGCCACGUCGUAGCUCUCACCUCCACCACCUUGGGCACUCUCAAGCUCGACACCUUGGAACAAAACCAUAACCAUAAGGCCAUCAGCAAUGAGGAAGAAGGCCUGGAGCAGGAACAAAACCAUAACCAUAACUCCAUCAGCAAUGAGGAAGAGGGCCUGAAGCAGGAGGCAACGAGGAAAACCGGCGAAAAAUCAGAUUUUUCAACGGAGCUUUCUAUGGCAAGGACAUGGUCGAGCAUGGUUCAUGAGAAAAUUUCCAAAAUCCCCAAAACGCCCACCAGAACCCCGCCAAACGAGCCAGAAACCAUCAACAUGUGGGAGUUGAUGGAGGGCUUGGAAGGAAACAGUCCCCUCCGCUCCUUCUCCUUUCACGCCUUACCUAGCAUGAUGAUUCCCGAACCGGACCCGGACCCGAGACCCGACUCCCCUGGACCGCUCUGGCUUCAGACGACGGCCCCCGGGUCGAUCGUCGCCGACUUCGACCCGGAAAUCAUUUCUAAUUUCAGAAAGGCCCUUGAGGAGCUAUCCCCACCUAAUACCUGCCGGCUCCGAUCCCCCGAACCAGACAAGCCCGGCUUAGCCGUCAACAGCCGGUUUUUCUCCAAGGCCGAGAGUGUGCAAGAAAGGAUCCGUGCCUUCCAGGAGAGGAUCGACGAAGGGCUGGCGAGAAGGGCAAGCAUGUCAUUGCCCACCAAAUGCCCGCCACGUGGCGAGGAGAGGGUUGUUAUUUACUUCACGAGCCUGAGAGGCGUGCGGAAAACGUAUGAGGAUUGCUGCCACGUGCGGCUUAUUUUCAAAGGGAUGGGUGUUCGUGUCGACGAUAGGGAUGUCUCCAUGCACCAGGCUUUCAGAGAGGAGUUGCAUGAGAUGUUUGAAGGGGGUUUUGGGACUCUACCGCGCGUCUUUGUAAAAGGUAGGUACCUAGGUGGGGCGGAGGAGGUGAGGCAAAUGCAUGAGGAGGGGGAGCUGGAGAAGCUUAUGGUAGGAUGUGAGAUGUUGGAAGAAAGUGGAGGCGCGUGUGAGGCAUGUGGGGAUGUGAGGUUUGUGCCUUGUGACACGUGUGAUGGCAGUUGUAAGGUGUAUGUCGAAGAGGAGGAUGAGGAUGGUGGUUUGGUGGGAGGGUUCGAACGCUGCCCUGAUUGUAAUGAAAAUGGCAUCAUCCCAUGCCCUAUUUGUUGUUCUUAGUCAGGGAGAGUUUUGAAUUUUUGUGUUGGUUUUAAUUGUACAGGAAGACAGUGAAUUAGUGUUGGAUGAAGAUGGAAUUUUGAGUUUUUUGAGUCUUUACUUUUUUUGGCUAUGAGAAGCAAAUACGGAGAGAAAAUGUUAAGAUUUUCUGAUUUUUUUUUUUUUUUUUUUUGAAUUUGAUUUAGUAGUUUUUUGUGUGUCUGAUUACAUGUAACAAUUACAUAAUUGAAUCCAGGUUGGUUUAAAUUUUC